Molecule: messenger RNA, 810 nt
Organism: Arabis nemorensis
Lineage: Eukaryota; Viridiplantae; Streptophyta; Magnoliopsida; Brassicales; Brassicaceae
Source: the annotation of a GenBank genome assembly
AUGGAUAUGGCUUUGCCGUACUUAUGGUUAUGGACACUACUAGCUUUCGUGUUGAUGUGGACGUUGUUCCACGUAGCCAAACUGAGUAAGAAAAAAUCAAAGUUGGCGGAUGCGGCGGUGGAGGACAGAAGAGACAGUGGUGCUGACGUUAUCAUUGUCGGAGCUGGUGUUGGUGGCUCGGCUCUCGCAUAUGCUCUUGCUAAGGACGGGAGGACAGUACACGUGAUAGAGAGGGACAUGAGAGAACCAGAAAGAAUCAUGGGUGAGAUUAUGCAACCUGGAGGUCGCUUCAUGCUAGCUAAGCUUGGCCUUGAAGCUGAUCAAGUGAGUUUGGGAGAAGGUUUCUCGUGGCUGUGUGCCGUUGGCUGUGUGCCGUUGGCUGUGUGCCAUUGCCAACCUGUGCGGCUUGAAGAAGGGACUGUAAAAUCUUUGAUAGAAGAAAACAGAGUGAUCAAAGGUGUUACAUACAAGACCAGCACAGGCCAAGAAACAACAGCAUUUGCACCUCUCACUGUGGUAUGCGACGGUUGCUAUUCAAAUCUUCGUCGGUCUCUUAUCGACAAUAAUGCGGAGGUUCUGUCAUACGGAGCUGGUUACAUCUCCAAGAAUUGUCGGCUUGAAGAACCUGAGACCGUACAUUUGAUAAUGUCUAAGCCUACUUUCACCUUGUUGUAUCAAAUUAGCAGCAAUGAAGUUCGUUGUGUCUCUGAGGUUUCCCCUGAUAAUGUUCUUUCUAUCUCAAACGGUGAAAUGACUACAUUUUUCAAGAAAACUAUAGCUCCCCAGGUGCGUUUUCGACCUGAUGAAUAA